AUGAAGAAGAGUAAGAAACGAGAGAACUUGCUUUCUCCAUCUUCUUCAUGGCGGGAAAACCAUAAUCCUCCUCGGAGGAGUCCAAACUCCUCCGCCGUAUCCUCCGGCUGCAUUCCCGGAUUCUUCAACCUCUUCCUCUCCACCUUCAACUUCUCCUCCAACCGCCGCAAAUCCAUCACUUGGGGAUCUAAGAAGCAAGAACAGAGAACCGUCGUCUACGCUUCUCCUCCGAAAGAUUCAUCAAAUGGAGUCUGCGGCGGUGGAACUGUGGCGCCACCGCUUCCACGCAACGAAGGAGAGGGAGAUGCGGCGAGGGUGAGUCUAGUCGGAGCGCUAGAGAAAUGCGAUCGGGACUUAGAGGAGCUACGGAGAACCAUCGACGUCAUUAAAACUAGUUACCUUCUUCACAAGAAACUUGAGGAUUCUCAGGCGACAGCGCGUGACAAUCUCAAAUUUCCCGGCACCGUGACAGGAGAUGUCGUCGUGGGGGCGCAAACGCAGAAGAACACGAAGACGACAAUACACGAAACAGAAACAGACACGAUGUUGUCGAUGAUGAACCAACAAGAUCAGUACUACAAAGACAACAAAACGUACAAAGUCAACAACAUUAAUCUAAUCACAAGACCCGAUCAUUACGCCAUGCACGACGUCAUUUCCAAGAGAACAACGUCAACGACGACGACAGAGACACGUGCCACGCUGCCCAUGCGGAGAGUAAGGCGGAGCUUAAGCUUGAUGGAGAGCGUGAACCAGGUUUGCGAUGACGUGGCAUCUGGUCAACGAAGAGAGGUCGCUAAGAUCGGUUUGGCACUUCAUGAUCACAUCUGUCGUGACCUGAUCGCAGAGACCGUGCGCGAGUUUGCAUUCUCCGGCUACGACUACGACGACGACGACGAGUCUUCCAAAUUAUCGGCGGCAGAUUCUAAAGUUUGUUACGGCGGAAGAAGUGGAGGCCGACAUAUCCGACGUGGCAGCACCAACUCACUCCCGCUCGACGUGUGUCGCAGAAGAUUAGUGUUUUGA
Microthlaspi erraticum is the source of this 1026-nucleotide messenger RNA. The record is from the annotation of a GenBank genome assembly. Lineage: Eukaryota; Viridiplantae; Streptophyta; Magnoliopsida; Brassicales; Brassicaceae.